Messenger RNA from Penicillium salamii, 1929 nucleotides. Lineage: Eukaryota; Fungi; Ascomycota; Eurotiomycetes; Eurotiales; Aspergillaceae. The record is from the annotation of a GenBank genome assembly.
AUGCUUGAGGAUCUUCCGAACGAGCUCCUGGAAAAUAUUGCGGACUGGUUACCACCGCUUGCUCUUCGAUCCCUGAGCCAUGUCUCCUCGAAGCUUUACCAUGCUCUGGUCCCUCGGGUUUACCGUGUGGCCGUGUUUCGUGCUACGAGUGAGUGGGCCUUAAAUGGGCUUAACAUCGAUAAUUUCUUCAUCCAACACUCCAAAAGCACCGGCCACCUUCGACACACCCGCCAUUUGGAAAUCAACGCCCCGAUCCAUCUUGUUCGGUUCAAUCGCUGUGCGGCAUUUAACAUCUUUCGGGUGGUCGGAUUAGCCGCUGAUCCUUUCUCGAGGAUUGGGACACCCGACCACGCUAGGGCUCAUCAGCAGUUCUUGGAGGACAUUGAGGAUCAACUUCACUUGGUCUUUGCUCAUCUCCACCCUGGUCUCCUUCGAUCCUUCACGUGGCGCUUGGGCACAUGCCUUCCAGCUGGUGUGUUGGAUAGAGAGGGAUAUCUGAUCCAACACCAGGAAAAUCUGGCCCAUCUUUCGUUGGUCACAGAUGGCUCAUGCCCCCAUGCCGCGGGCCAUCUAGAUGGUCUAUACCUAUUGUCUUCCCUAGAGGCCAUCGAAUGGGAGGGUAUCCAGCACUCGACUGAGAUCGAGCUACUGCAAAAAUGCAUCCGUCGGAACCAAAGGCGCUUAAGAACGCUUUCGAUAGGAUUCAGCGCAUCCGCUGGCAGACCGGAUUUCUCCUGUCAAGUGCUUGGGCUGCAAUGGUCCACGGUCGCCACCGCAACACUCUCGGCGGGCCCUGCUCCCACAUUUUUGCCCUCUCUUACAUGCCUGACACUCUCCAAGGCACAUCUUCAGAAAAGCCCGGACCAGACCUCUUUGUUGACUUUUGCUGGGUUGAGAUCCUUGAAGUUGCGUGACUGUAUGAACUCCUGCGAGUGUUUAGAAGCGCUGUCUCACUUGCAGAAUAAGCUACAGCUGCGGCUAUUUGAGCUCUGUUGUGACAAUCUGCCGCUUGACCCCAGCAAGGCAAAUCUUGGUCCGGUUAUUGCUUUCUUACUUUCCCUCCAAGGCUUGCAGCAUCUCUAUUUGAAACUUGCCAACUUUGCACAUACCCACCAAAUCGAACCCGUGAUUCGGCAUCACAGCCAGACCCUGCAGACCCUUGUGUAUCACGAGAAGCAACUCGCUCCGGUAGAUAAUGAAAGACUGUGGUGGGAUACUCGAGAUUUCUGUCCGUCGUGGAUAUUCGAUCGCGCCGAGUUGAGGCAUCUCGAUCGACUCUCUGCCUUAGCACUAUGUACGAACACGCCUUCUGUGCGAGCGAGCCUCGAGCCGGGUGCUAACGAUUCCCAUCUUCAGGUGCUUCAUAUUCGACUCACAGGCGUAGACCAUCUCCAUCGAGACAUUCAAUCGGAAGCCAUUUCGCAGAUUCGGACAGCGGAUGACAGAGACGAGGGAUGCCCGUGCGGUUGCUGGGGCGGGCUGUCAAGACGGAGCUCGCUCCCCGACCACGAUCUUGACUUUGCGAGUCCCUGGGAAGAACAAUCUGCCGAGUCUCCGGGAAUAGGGCUAUCGGACGGGUCAGGUGGGUCGGAGGCCAUCACCACCGAGUCAGCUGAGAUCAAAGAGGUCCUGGACUUUGCGGACUGGGCAUUCGGGCCGAAAGGGUUACCCAGGCUAGAGGUUCUAGCAUUCGGAGACUUUUCUUACGAGGAGCGAUAUCAGAAGCAACGGUUUCUGGCGCGUCGGAGACGCUCGGUGGGAUUACGAUCGCCUGAUCAAAAUCCAGAGACCCGUAAACACUACGGCUGGAAUUUUUGCAUUGGCGAUAUGAACGAUCCAUCUCUUUGGAGUAACGUAGGUUUGGACGGAAGUAAAUUUCUUUCAGCCUGCCCCGACGGUGGUCCGAUGGAGUCGCCCGACGAGUGGUGA